This is a messenger RNA of Colletotrichum abscissum, 2979 nucleotides long. RefSeq lists its product as uncharacterized. Bases 1 to 2979 code for a protein of 992 amino acids. NCBI's taxonomy places the organism in Eukaryota, Fungi, Ascomycota, Sordariomycetes, Glomerellales, Glomerellaceae. The record is from RefSeq and is a predicted model, not a curated record. The transcript has a single exon.
AUGGAUCCUUCAAUUCAGUUUGCCAAGACUGGAGCUGUGCCUACUCGCGAGGACAUACUUGCGUUCCGUAGAGCUACCUGGCUCCUCGCCCGAUUCAAGGCAGUCAACAGUGCCCACGGGACCACCCUACGUCUGCAGGAGCACCAGACGAUUGCACAAUCUUUCGAGGGCUCUGCGGAAGAACGUCGUUUCAUUCGGAAGCAAUACGAAUUCCUUGACUGUCUUGCGGGAAUACUCGUCCGCAAUACCGAGGUGCUGGCGCUGAUCCCCAGUUCCGACGGAGUAUCGCAUACGAAUACGAAGGGGAAAGGGAAAGCCGAAGAGAAGUCAAAGAACGUCGUCUACCUGUCAACGAACCCCCGCUUUGAAGACCAUCCGAUCGCCCGCGACAUCGUAGGAGCUCAAGGGCCAGCGCUACUUGUUGACUUCGACACGACGGCGGUCGACAACUUCGACUUUAACUACCGUGAUGGUGCGACGGGUUUCAUUCAUGACAAGUGGGCAAGGAUGAAUGUCAAGGAAAUUGCCAGCGGCCAGCAUUUUAUUGAAUGCUGUCUCCUCAUCAUCCGGAUGCUCAAGCAAUACUUUUCCGAAAAAGACAGGGUCAAGAAAGAAAAGAUGUCUGCAGGCCUGAAGGAUUUCAUCUAUCUCUCAUCUCAGAGCAAGAUUCGUCGUCGCUUCGAGGGUGGCACCAUUUUCAGAAAUUACGUCGCUUUUCUCGCAAUGCCGGUCUCAAACUUAGCGCAGCUCCACCAAGGAAAGCUUCAGCCCGGUGCCAGUGCCUCCACUCCAUCAGCAGGAACACCACUGUCAGUCGCUGAAGUCAAGACUCAGGCUGCCCUCGAUGACAAGAACCUGGAUCAUCUUCCGCUUCCUUUCUUGACAGGCGGUCGGCAGUUGACCACAACAGCGCUGAACCAAAAGUUUCGCAUGGGUCAGACAUCCAAGCAAGCGGGGGCACUGAGGGCUGUCUAUAAGGAGGCGGUUGGCUGGCGUCAGGAUCAGGUUGGGAGAAAUAAGCAGGAGCACGGUUGUACCCUUCCUCUGUUUCAUACGUGGGAGACAAGCCCGUUGAAUGCCCGCGAGCAGUCAGCAUAUGUCUUUUACGACGUCAAGGGCCGUAACGAGAUGCAGCGCAUUAUGGCUAGCAUUUUUCUAGCCCUCCAGUUCUACCAGGAACGGUUCAAAGGGACCCAGAACUUUGUCAACAGUAUCACGAUGAAGCGCAAGGUUUCGAGGGAGGACGCUAUCCUGAAGUGCAAAGCUGCCAGCGACGAUCUGCAGCGCGCAUACUUCGUACUUGCCGGAAUCCGGCGAGAGUUCCGCGAAGUGCUGGACUCGCACUUUCAAUGGCUCCAGUUCUUGACAGGUGUCACCACGACGCAUGUACAAGGCCGAGGGUUCAGUUCGCGUCCUACUCCUACUGCCGAUUCCCCGAACCCUGCCCAGAACAAAAUGGCAAUCUAUGCAGAGCGCGGAACAGGCCCCGAUGGCGCGCCUUUGUGGAGUUCACCACCUCUACCCAAGGGCAACAAUCCCCCUGCCACGCCAAUCCGUGGAUCAGGCAGUGCUCGCCAGGAACCGCCAACUCCUGGCCUCAGCAAGGGGUUCAGCAAACUCAACUUCUCAAGUGAUGCUGGAGACACCGAUGAAAUCUUGGAGACUGAGCUUCUCUCUUUCGACAACGAUGCCAGGGUUCACGGCUGGAAUGUUGCAGCCGCACAGUAUCUUGGCAGUCUUUGCCGUCUCUACGAUUCCCUGCUAUUUCUCUUGGAGAGUGAUAAAACAGUCAUUGAGCAUUUUCUAGCGACUGACUUUCAACCUCUCAAGACUUACCCACGCUACCAAGACAAGGAGAUCGCCGAUCUUCGGGGGUUCCUGGAGACUUUUGAACUUGCGGAAGGCGAGACGAUGCCACAGCAUCUUGUGACGAAAUGGGUCGAGUAUCUCGCAGAUGCAGGGCACAACACGUUCUCGGGCACUUGGCACGCCGAGGCAACAAUCCUCAGCCUGCAUCUUCUUGAAAAGGACCGGGCUCGCAUGGUGGACGCCAAUGUCGUGGCGGGGAGCAGCGAUGCUGAGGAAGCGUGCCAAUUACCCGCGGCAGGUUUGACGAGACUUUUCCGAUCGUUGGGGGCUCCUAUGGCUGUGAACAAAAGAUGCUGCCCGGUGUGUUACUUCCUCGUGGAGUAUAUCCAGAAGACGGAAAACACCAAGUUCCUCUUUGAGGGGGCUCACUCAGACUGGUCGGCGACGACGCUUUCCCCUUGGAUCCCGAAGAAGGCAUUCGAUGCGAUCUAUCAUCAAGUCCUGCAUCACUUGCGCCUCGUUUUCAGGGAGAAGGUCUAUGAAGAUGCGACUAAUCGCUCUGAUGAUAGCGGUGGUACUCGGAGUGCUCCGGGUCGGAGUAGCGCCGGUAGUAGACCCGGUGCCGAUGAUGAUUGGUACACUCAAAACCAAGCAUCACGCGACGCGCGCCCCCCGAUCGAUUUCGAUACCCCAAAGGGAGGUGGAGCGUCAUCAAAGGGGGCAUCAGGAAGGUCUGGGAAGACUGGUACGGGCCCGAAGCAGGGAAAGGGAGGCGACUCGAGCGGAGCCAGGGCUGGAAACAGUGGAAGACAGGGGGCUACAUCGGGGCAAGGCGGGGCCAGCGGCGGAGGCUCAGGUAGGCGUGCCGAGAUUGGAGCGCCCCCGCCGUUCAUCCUCCCGGGCGCUUCGGGCCGUGCCACGAACGUUGCCGGCACACGUGGCUCGCAAAUGGGCAGCGACGAUCCUUUUGUCGACACCCGGCGUGGUGGUGCACCACCUGGGGCUUCGCAGGGCGCUGCAGGCGGUGGACGUGCUCAUCACCCGCGACCAAGCUUGCCGCCCUUGGCUAUCCCACCAGCCGGGCACAGCCGAGCGCCCUCUUCGCCAACGAAGCGACAUGCAUCGUCGGAGGUGCCGCAUGAGAGCUCGCCGUCCCCAAAGAAGAAGUGA